UAACUUAGUCAAACUGGCUCUCACACACACACACACACACACUCUGAACACACACUCUGCAGCGACUUCACCCCGGGAACCAGGAUCCUCCUGCACGCCACAGUUUUUCCUUCUCUGCUUUUUCACCAUCCAUUCAUCACAUCUCAGAGUUUCUUCUUCUUCUUCUUCUUCUUCUUCUCUUGUUGUUUUUUCUUUUCUUUCUUUCUUGUGACGCCUCCACAUUUUCCAGCCAUCUGUCCCUGACAAAAAAGAUAAGGAUUACUCAUUUUCUCUCUCGGCGUUGAGUUUUUUUUCUCUCUCUCUUUUUUGUCCUCCUCUCGCUCGGUUCUUUACAGCUUUUUUCCCUCCGGUUUUUCGCAGGUGGACUGUGAGCCGAGCUGAACUUUGCAGCUUCCAAACUUCUGAGGAGAGAACAACAAAGAAGAGAGACAAAGACGAGAGGAGAGAGAGAAGGCUGACGACGGAGGAAGACUUUUCUUUCUUCAUCCAGGACUGAAUUUUUGCUGAACGCUGUUGGCCAAAACUCGACUUUCUUCAUCUUUUCUGGCUCCUUCUGUGCAUCUGCAUCCAGCAGCAUCACCAAAUCCAAUCCGGCGGCCAAUCAGAUGACUCCUGCCGUCAUGUCUGCGUUACCUCUGCUCAGCUGGACCGUCCUGCUCCUGGUCCAGAGCUGCGGCUCGUCCUCGGACCCGGCGUCCAGACUCCAGCCUCCGCCGCUUUCUCUGACCGUCCACCCUCACCGCCAGCCGGUGCCGGACGCCGCCUCCAGCUCCCACUGCCCCUCCUGCGCCCUGGCCAGGAUGAGGAGAAACGAAGGGGGCACGGCAGCGGCGGACGACAUGGCGGGACAUGACCAAGAGGAGGAGGCGGCUCAGCAGGACGUGGUGGAGGCGGUGAAGAGGCACAUCCUGAACAUGCUGCACCUCCAAGCCCGGCCCAACAUCACCCGGCCCGUGCCGCGCGCCGCGCUCCUCAACGCCCUGCGCAAGCUCCACGUGGGGCGAGUGGCGGAGGACGGCAGCGUGCAGAUUGAGGGGGAGGAGGAGGCGCGAGGGCGGGGAGGCCGAGGAGGAGGGGGAGGAGCAACGGUGGCGGCGGCGGCCCGGGCCGGAGAAGGUGGCGACUCACAGGAGACGACGGAGAUCAUCACCUUCGCUGAGGCUGGUGAGUCUCAGGGCACGGUGAACUUCGUCCUGUCUAAAGAAGGAGGUGAUCUUUCUCUGGUGGAGCAGGCCAAUGUCUGGCUCUUCCUCCGUUUGGCCAAGACCAAUCGCAGCCGAGCCAAAGUCACCAUCCGCCUCUUCCAGCAGCGCCGGCUUCCCAGCGGACGUGCAUCGUUGCCGCAGGACGACGUCCUCCUGGCUGAGAAAACCGUGGACACGCGUCGUAGCGGCUGGCACACCUUCUCGGUGUCGGCGGCGGUGCAGGCGCUGCUGGAGAACACCGAGGGCACGACGCUGAGCCUCAGGGUGUCCUGUCCGCUCUGCGCUGACGCCGGCGCAACGCUCGUCCUGGUCUCUGGCGGCCCGGAGACGUCGCAGCGCGCCAACCAGCGGGAACAGUCCCACCGGCCCUUCCUCAUGGCCGUGGUCCGUCAGGAAGAUGGCAGCGACUCACGGCGGCGCAGGAAGCGCGGGCUGGAGUGUGACGGGAAGGUCCGCGUGUGCUGCAAGCGGCAGUUCUACGUCAACUUCAAAGACAUCGGCUGGAACGACUGGAUAAUCGCGCCUCCCGGUUACCACGCCAACUACUGCGAGGGGGAGUGCCCCUCCCACGUGGCGAGCAUCACCGGGUCCACGUUGUCCUUCCACUCCACCGUCAUCAGCCACUACCGCAUGAGGGGCUACAGCCCCUUCCAGAACCUGAGGUCGUGCUGCGUGCCCACCCGGCUACGAGCCAUGUCCAUGCUCUACUACAACGAGGAGCAAAAGAUCAUCAAGAAGGACAUCCAGAACAUGAUCGUGGAGGAGUGCGGCUGCUCGUAAACGUAAAAACCUGAACCGGAUCGGUCCGGAACAAACUGGACUGGUGAGGACCAGAGAGAGAGAGAUGGAGGGAGGAGAGAAGGAUGAACCGGCGACUUCAUGAUCAUCUUCAGCGCUCCGUUCUUCAGCCCGUCCUCCCUCCAUCCCUCCGUCGCUCUGGGUCGCUCUCCGGAGUGAAAACUCUUCUCCGGCCUCAUCCGGCAGAACUCAGAAAGAGUCUCGACGGCACUUUCAGAAAAAAAGAAGAAAAAAGAUAGAAAAAAAGAAUAUCUAAUAUAUUUUUGUUACAAGGAGGGAGCGAGGCUUAUUUAUGUGUCUGAGACGUUCAAGCACCACUCGACCUGUCAGAUCUCGGAGAAACGAGGUGCCUGAAAAACUACUAACAAAAAUCUCAAAACUAUGCAACUUGUUUCACGUAUAAUGAUCUUAUUGUAUUUUACUUUGUCUUGUUUUUUUGUUUCCCAACUGUUUACUUUUUCAAAAUGAACGAGGAAGAAAGAAGAAGACUCUUUUGUAUUAUGUUUUGGAAGUAUAAAGUUGCGAUUUGUGGUUGUGUGUGUGCGUGUGUGUGUGUGUGUGUGUGGUUGUAUGAGUGUGUGUGUUGAGAGAUACUUGAAAGAAACAAGUUGGCCCAGCUGCUGGAACCAAACACUUCUUUAUGUUACCAUGGUUACCAUGUUGAUGUUAUAAUUAUUAUUGUCAGUAAGUAUAUUAAUAAUAUUAUUGUUAUUGUUGUUAAUAAUAUUUGUUUUGGCUGCGUUUGUGUUAUAAUGUGUGUGGUUUUUUUUAAGAACUGUUACAAGCGUUUUCAUUUUUUGCACUAUAGCGACACUCGUGCUCAGAUCAGCCAGACUGAAGAGACCCUCAGACCCUCAGAGAGGACAGACCGGAGCUUCCGGUUCAGGGCGGUUUGACCCGCCCGAUAAGACGGAGUGUCAUCGGCGUCCUAAGUCGCUCCGCUUGAGGCAAACAGAAAACACACAACAUGUGUCACCUGUAGGUUUCUGCCAGAAAAUCUCAAAGUUGGUGCACACCGUGGCUGAGUGUGAUAGGCUGAGCCAUCUGUCAGUCAAAAUAACACACCCCCUUCAUUUUGAAGUAGUAGGGCUGUAGCCUGGAGGUCAGGAGUCGGUGGAAACCACACUGACACACUAAAGGAAAACCUAUAAAAUCACUAAACUCCACUAUUUGGAUUUUCAUGUUUUUCUUAAAUGUGUAAACUGUUAGAUCACAUUGUAACGCACAUUUUAUUUCCAACAUGAAGGUCGAAGUGUUCCCAAACUGCCAGAAAUAAAAAUCUGAUUAGCAGAAAUACUGCCUACCUUUUAUUUAUUUUUGUUGGCGUGAAAGUGUUCAGGUUGUAAAAGAAGCCUGAAGUCGGCCCACUGUGUGUGUUUCCAGAUGUUCGAUGUGAACUCCCUCCCAGGAAAGCACAGAGGACUCAGUGGGUGCUGCAGCCCUGCUUCAGACCCUCUGAAGUGAAUCCUCCACCGAUACUGAGAGCUAGAGAUCGUCAGGAAAAUGCAGAUUUAUUCAGUGUUUGUGGAGAGAAGUUGGAGGUUUUCCCAUUCACUGCAGGUUUAGAAACUUCACCUGUGGAGGCUUGUGAUUGGACGAGCAAACAGCUAACAUGUUGGUGAUACGUAGCGAUGCUAGCAUGUCGCUGAGCACUGAACACUAGCAGCUAUGGAUGAAACACUUCACGUCUGUAUGAAGCUACAUGUUUGAACAGUUCGAAAAUGAGCGUGUGGGACUUUAAUACCAUGAGUGAUCCCCAACCAACGAAAGGCAGCAGUGAGAAAGUGCCCCCCCCCCUCCGUCUGUCAGAUGCUACGAGCGCUUUUGUUGACGAGGAGAAUAAAAAGCACUUAGAAAUAAAAACUGUAAAUGGACUUUUCUGGGAUGGAUUUGUAAAAACGAGAGACGUCUCAGCUCUGAUGAGUUCAGCGGCGGCCAUCUCUGGUCCUGUCAGCCUAAACAUUUAGCGACAGCUAGCCCACUGCUAAACCUGCUAAUGUCCAAGAAGCACAGCAAAAGGAACAAAAACACAGAUUUAAAGCACAAGAACAAGCCCUUUAAAACAGCGGCUCCAUCUUUGCCUCACAGUGUUGUACUGAAGGUGAUCAAACUGUUUGAUUAUACACUGCAGUGAAAAACAUCCUUUAUUUCCCUCUUCAGUCCAGAUUUAGGGUUAGCGUCACCAGUUUUAAGGGAUUAUUCACAGAAGCUCAAUCAGUUAAAGAUGAAAGUGACACUUUAUUUACAUCGGAUUAGCUGAAGUUGAAUCAGAGUGUAAACCUGCGCCGAGCGUCCACGAAUCAACGCGUGAACGAGCUGUGAGAGCUGGAUUUACUGCAGGAAGUGACGGUUUACUGCAGGAAGUGACGGUUUACUGCAGGAAGUGACGGUUUACUGCAGGAAGUGAUGGAAGUGUUUCUCUCUGCUGUCUUUUUCCCAGAGUUCACAGUAAAACACGGCGGUUUCUGUUCUGGAAUAAACAUCCAGUUGUAGUUUGCUUUAGCACACCAAAGAGUUGAGUUUGUGCACUUGUCUGACUGAGAGAUAAAACCGCUAGAGUUACGUUGUGACGCUGAAAAAGCUGAUUUAUGCAGAAAAUUCACAGAUCAGAAAUCUGUGGAAAUGUGGCGUCGUUCAUCUUAAAAGCUGAACUUGUGUUCAUACAGAGGGUUGGCUGAUGUUUUAUUUAUGCUUCAUAGUGUUUGUUUCAGGUUAAUUCAGUUUUUUUUGUUUUUUUUUAUGAAAUUGUGAUGUUUGUGUCACCCCUUCUCUCCUCUCCCUGCACAUCGAGAACUCCAUUUCCCACAAUGCAUCAGAAACUGAAAAAGACAAUCCACAGUCGCCUUGUUCUGGUUUUGGGAGAAAACAAACGUCCAAUCAGACGUGGUCGUUUCUGUGUCUAUGUGUUUAUAUCAGUAUUGUCCACGUGUUCACCAAAAGUUUGGAGUAUUGGUUUUAACGAAGUCACACGUGUUGCGUUCGUGUUUUUCUUUUCGUUUUAUUGUCUUAGAGGAGAGUGGACUCUUCUUCUUCUGGACUUUGAGGGACAAACUCAUCGUCCGUCCUGCGUGCACACGGACACAUACGAAACGUCAGUGCAGAAAAAAAGCCUAAAAAAAGAAGCGGUUGUGUUUGUUCAGAUUUUGUUCUUUUUAUCAAGACAAAAAAUACUGACGCUGAACGAAGUGGAGAAUAAAAAGUCUAUUUUUUAUUCUGUAUAUAUGGAAAUCAAGAUUCCAGUGUGUUGCAUUGCUUUGUUGUACAAAUCAAAUGUGCUUGUGGCAUUUUUCUAAUCUAAUUUAUUUUAUGGUCUUGUUUUGUUUUUCUGCUUCACCAUUAAA
Molecule: messenger RNA, 5344 nt
Organism: Chelmon rostratus (copperband butterflyfish)
Lineage: Eukaryota; Metazoa; Chordata; Actinopteri; Chaetodontiformes; Chaetodontidae
Gene: inhbaa
Product: inhibin subunit beta Aa
Exons: 2
Coding region: 606-1985 (459 amino acids)
Biological process (GO): BMP signaling pathway; SMAD protein signal transduction
Cellular component (GO): extracellular region
Molecular function (GO): cytokine activity; growth factor activity
Source: RefSeq, a predicted model, not a curated record